AUGCACACCUUCGAGGACGGAAGAGAAGAGGUCGAGGUUCGAAUCCCGCUGCCGGCAGAGAUCAAGGCUUCAGAUGUUGCUAAACGCUUGUCCAUCGACAUACAGCCGAGCUCCGUCAAGGUGGCUUGGAAGGAAGGCGCUGCAGCGCCCCUCUUGAACGCUCCAGAUCUGUACGAGAAGAUCCGACCGUCCGAUUCAGCCUGGUACAUCGACGGCUCCACGCUCGUCCUGACCCUGUCGAAGCAGCACCCGCAGAAAUGGCCCGCCCUGACCGACACCGAAGCCUUGGAAAAGAGGUUCGGACCCAUCCGAACCUCCCCGGACAAGGCCGCAGGUUCGGCAGCAGCAACAGCCUCGGCAGCAGCCGUGGGGAAUGGAACUGCUAAAGCAGGCGCGGAGCAGGCAGGGGCGGGGGGAGGGGGGAACGCGGAAACGGGGAAGGCGGAGGGGAAGGGUGGGGAUGGGGCAGGUGAAAAGAAGGACGGGGCGGCGGCGUGGGCUGCCCGGGAAAAAGUCAACCGGCUGCUGAAAGCUGCCCAAGACGGUGAUGUGGAGGGGUUGAAACAAGCUGUGGCUGUGAUGAUCGCGGAUGGGAAGGCGGAAGGGGACGGGAAGGGGAAGAGUGUGCUUGCAGUGGAGGAAGCGAGGGAGGUGCUGGAGGAGGUGAGGGACGCCAAUGGCCGCACGGCGCUGCACUUCGCAGCUAGCAAGGGGCACGUGGACGCGUGCAGGUACAUGGUGGAGGAGAUAGGCGUUCCAGUGGAUGUGAAAGAUGACGAGGGGGAGACGCCGCUGAUGCUGGCAGCGAGGGACGACCACUCAGAGGCUGCCACGUGGCUGGUUGAGCACGGGGCGGCUGUUGCCACGUCAGCAGAGAAGUCAGGCGCGCAGGCGAUACAUCACGCAGCGGGGCAUGGUUCGGUGAAGAUCCUCGAGCUCCUAUUGGACCACGGCGCCGACCCUAACGCGCAGAGCGACGCCGGGCCUCCGCUGCUGUGGGCGUGCGGGCAUGGGAAGGUGGCUGCAGCAGAGGUGCUUCUAACGAGGGGAGCCAAUCCAGACACGCCCAACGAGGAUGGGGUGAACUCGCUACUCACUGCCACUGCUGCUGGGGAGACUGAAAUUGUGAAACUGCUGCUCAAGCAUGGGGCUCAGCCCAACCCAGGCGCUGCUGACGCCGGCAACACACCUGCCGUCUCCGCCCUCCUUGCCGCCGGCGCCGAUGCCAACAAGCGGGACGAGGACGGCAUGACUGCUUUAGACGCCGCUGCUGCUGCGGGGAAUAAGGAGGUUGUAGAAUUGCUGCUGCCGGUGACUCAGCGGCCUGCUGACGUGGCGGAGGGGGAUUGGACGGUGGAAGGGUGUCAGCUGGCUGCGACUGGGACAGGAGGCGCCCCUCGCCCUGGCAGAUGGGCAGAUGAGUCAUUCCUCCCCUCCACCCCUCUCCACCACCCCGCACCCCCCUCUCCAGGCAUUGGAUCUCUACCCCAAGGCAGACCUGGCAGAAGCCCCAGCGGACGACAGGGUGAUGAAGGGCACUCUGCUGGCCAACCGCAGCGUGAGCUGGCUGCGCCUGGGACAGGCACCCCUCGCCCUGGCAGACGGGCAGACGGGCAAAUAACCCCCUCUACCCCUCUCCACCACUCCAAACCCCCUCUCCAGGCCCUCGACCUGUACCCCAAAGCGGACCUGGAAGCGACACCAGCGGACGACAGGGCAUUGGAUAUGUACCCCAAGGCGGACUUACCAGCCAUUCCAGCGGACGACAGGGUGAUGAAGGGCACUCUGCUGGCCAACCGCAGUGUCAGCUGGCUGCGCCUGGACCAGGCGCCUCUUGCCCUGGCAGACGGGCAGAUGAGCCGAGCUCUGCGGCCCGACUGGGCCAAGGCGUACUUUAGAGAAGGAACUGCAUUCCGAGCCAUGGAGCGUUACGAGGAUGCAGCGAAUGUGUUCUUCGAGGGGGUUCAAGUCGACCCCAAUAACAUGGAUCUCACAGCAGCAUUCCAGGAAGCGAUCGAAGCCGGGCGCAAAGCACAUAAAGAGAAGCAGGGGUCCCAGUCCUAG
This is a messenger RNA of Closterium sp. Yama58-4, 2064 nucleotides long. NCBI's taxonomy places the organism in Eukaryota, Viridiplantae, Streptophyta, Zygnematophyceae, Desmidiales, Closteriaceae. The record is from the annotation of a GenBank genome assembly.